Molecule: messenger RNA, 1262 nt
Organism: Setaria italica (foxtail millet)
Lineage: Eukaryota; Viridiplantae; Streptophyta; Magnoliopsida; Poales; Poaceae
Product: endonuclease 2
Exons: 8
Coding region: 181-1047 (288 amino acids)
Biological process (GO): DNA catabolic process
Molecular function (GO): nucleic acid binding; endonuclease activity
Source: RefSeq, a predicted model, not a curated record
CUAAGCGUAGUGGAUCAGGAGAAGGAUUUGAAACGCGCGGAUCACAUCAGUGAGCCGGCGCGUGUAUAAGUAGGGGAGCAGUACCAGCGCAGGAGAUAGAGUUGAGGUGAGAAAAGGAAAGUCUCGUACUCCUAAGAGAAAACGAGGGCGUAGCAAGGAAAAGUCGAUCGAGACAACAAUAUGGCGCUGCUCCUGCUCCUCCACGUCCUCCUCGUCACGGUGGUGGCGAGACCUCCUGCGGCUCACGCAUGGGGCAAGGACGGCCACUACAUGGUGUGCAAGAUCGCCGAGAGCUUUCUGACGGAAGAGGCCUCGACGGCGGUGAAGGACCUGCUGCCGGGGUGGGCCGGCGGCGACCUCGCCGAGACGUGCGCGUGGGCGGACCGGCAGCGGUUCCGGUACCGGUGGUCCAGCCCCCUGCACUUCGCCGACAAUCCCGGGGACUGCAAGUUCAGCUACGCCAGGGACUGCCACAACACGAAAGGAGAGAAGGACAUGUGCGUGGUUGGAGCAAUCAACAACUACACCGCGGCACUGGAGGAUUCAUCAAGUCCAUUUGAUCCGACGGAGAGCUUGAUGUUCCUGGCCCACUUUGUCGGCGACGUCCACCAGCCGCUCCACUGCGGCCACGCCGAAGAUCUCGGCGGCAACACCAUCAUCGUCCACUGGUACAGAAGGAAGAGCAACCUUCACCAUGUGUGGGAUGUGAACGUGAUCGAGACAGCCAUGAAGGAGUUCUACGACAACGAUCUAAGCACCAUGACACAGGCCAUCCAGCGGAACAUUACUGAGGAGUGGGCUAACGAAGAGAAACAAUGGGAGACGUGCCGUAGCCGGACAAAGACUUGUGCUGACAAAUACGCUGAAGAGAGCUCAAAACUGGCCUGCAAGGCGUACGAGGGUGUUGAACAGGACUCCACCUUAGAAGAUGACUAUUUCUUUGCUGCACUACCGGUGGUUCAGAAGAGGAUUGCUCAAGGAGGCGUCAGGCUCGCUGCAAUACUCAACAAGAUAUUCGGUGGGAACAGCAGGCUGCAGAGCAGUUGAUCAAGUACAAAUUAAACAGCAACAAAGGGGGAAGGAACUCGUCCGCAUUCUGAAUUAGAAUAAGAUUUCCUAGUCUGACAAUGUAGCUUCAGUGACCACGCACGACCAUGACUAGAUGUAUUUUCUAUUCGUCAGAGUAGCUCAGGAUCUGUUACAAAGUUGAAGCACUUGUACGUACUGUCCAGUAAAUGUAUUCCUGUGUUUUGUAUCUGCUA